This is a messenger RNA of Racocetra fulgida, 331 nucleotides long. The record is from the annotation of a GenBank genome assembly. Lineage: Eukaryota; Fungi; Glomeromycota; Glomeromycetes; Diversisporales; Gigasporaceae.
CGUGAAAAAUUAUAUCGUGAAAUCAUUUCUAAAUAUCUUGGUCCCCCAUCCAAUAUACGUCAACCUGAUUUUCUUAAAACUUUUGAACAUCCCCGAGGUCUUCAACUUGAUAUUUAUUAUCCAGAAUACAGAUUUGCGAUUAAAGUGCAAGGUGAGCAACACGACCAUUAUAUAGAAUUCUUUCAUAGAGGAGAAUCAAAUAAUUUCAUUAAACAGCAGGCAUGGGAUCAACUCAAGAAAGAAUUGUGCGAAGAAAAUUGGAUCGUUUUAAGGUAUGUUUGGUAUUACGAAGACCCAUAUGUAGUUAUUUCAGAGCAUCUUCAAGAAUUGG